CUUCGCUCCUUUCAAAGAGAAGUUGUAGUAAUUUUCUCCUCAACUUUUCCACUGAAGUUUACUUUCUCAGGACUUGCCAGACGCUUAUGGGAAACUCGGAGCCGCAGCCAUGAAGCUGUGUGGGACUUUUUUAGAAAAUGAAUACCGGGGGAAACUCCUGAACCAGCGCUGGACGCGAGGAGACAAGAUCAGUCGCUGCCGGCCCUCUCUCAGACUGCAGAGCCGACCAAUCAAAAUGAGUUUGGAUACUGAUGACAAGCGCACUCGCUCACGGUCCAAAACAGGAAAAGUUCCCUCAGAGAUUGUGGGACAGGAGCUGAGCUGCCCUACUCCAGGAUGCAAUGGCUCAGGCCAUAUCAGUGGCAAAUAUGCCCGACACAGAAGUGCUUUGAGUUGCCCAUUGGCCAGAAAGAGGCGCUUACAGGAAGCAGAGUCAGAGCAAACUGCUUCCAAGAGGAAAUCUCACCCGUUAAAGCUGACGAUGGAUGAAGGAUUCAAUGCAGAGAGUGAGGGGAGCGGAGAGGAGACGGAGUUGAGGGAAGAAGAGGAGGAGGAUGAAGAACAGGUGAAACAGAAACCUUGUGAUCAAGUACGUGUUGAAGAGGAGCAAGUGAAACAGAACACAGAAACUGCCAAUACAGAGGAGGAAGAUGCUGAUGAAGAGGAGUGCAUCAUAAUUGAGGCGUCCAGCACAGAGAAGCCCAAGCUCUCAUCCUCUGAGGAUCUCUCUAACUAUCAGCACAUAGUGUCCAACUCAAUGACGCACCUCAACAACCACAACAACGGUGCCAUGUCACCCCAACAACAACAGUCCAUCACAGUGGAAGAGAAAGAAGGAAAUGAAACAGAGGAAAUAAGGAACCAAGGAGUUCUGAUGUCUAAAGAGAAUGGAGUGAUGAAAGGUGAAGAAGAGGACAUGCACACUGAGAGUCAGAGGGAGUCAGACCAUCAGUAUUUUACUGAGGAGAUGGAGACACAACACGCCGAAGAAGAAGAAGAUGAUGAUGAUGAUGAUGAAGAAGAUGAUGAUGAUGAUGAUGAGGUGUUGAGAUCUGAGAUUAAAAGAGAAGGGACAUACAAGGAAGUUAAGUCUGAAGAGGAAGUGGAGAGAGAAACCAGCCCUUCGGUUGUCACUGCCACUCAGGGAUGUCACGUAAGGGAAGACUAUGUUUCUCACAAACUUACAUUGCCAGAAAGCUACAGCUUUAGUAAAGCUGCCACGGCAUCUCCUGUGGUUAUCGAACUGCAGUCUGAGGAGUCAGAGAGGGAUGCUGACUUGGAAGGUAACGAUGACGAUGGGGAUGACGACAGUUUGUCUCAACGAUCGACGGUUGCGGACGAGUCUGAGAUGUUCGACAUCAUGCGGGGGAACUUGGGGUUGCUGGAGCAGGCCAUUGCUUUGAAAGCCCAACAGGUCAAAGCUCAUCGUGAGCUCAGCCGCAUUCCCGAACACCACCGUUUCUUUCCUCUCGACGACCGGUCCGGCAAACACAUGGAACAUAUCCGCAAGAGCUGCUUUGGAAAAGAGAGUUCUAGAUCAGAGAAGCGAGAGAUCAAAUGCCCAACCCCCGGGUGUGAUGGAACGGGUCACGUGACAGGACUCUAUCCCCACCACCGCAGUCUGUCAGGCUGCCCACACAAAGAUCGGAUCCCUCCAGAGAUUUUGGCCAUGCACGAGAAUGUCUUGAAGUGCCCAACACCAGGCUGCACUGGUCAGGGUCAUGUCAACAGCAACCGAAACACACAUCGCAGUUUGUCCGGAUGUCCCAUCGCUGCUGCCGAAAAACUUUCAAAGACUCACGACAAGCAACACCUGCCCCAGCCUAUGGCCGAGCACAUCAAGGGCAGCCCAAACUCUGACCGUAUUCUCAGGCCCAUGUGUUUUGUGAAGCAGUUGGAGAUUCCUCCGCACGGCAGCUACAGGCCUAGCCUCGUACCCACCACACCGCGCGCUAAUCUGGCAAAGGAGCUGGAGAAGUACUCCAAGGUGUCCUUCGAUUAUGCAAGCUUCGACGUGCAGGUGUUCGGCAAGCGCAUGCUCGCCCCAAAGAUGCACACCAGCGAAACUUCACCCAAAGCCUUGAAAUCUAAACCUCCAUUCCCCAGGGCCUCCCCCCCAAGUCCCAGCUUGCAUGGUGGUUAUGGAAAAAGCUCCUCCAGCAGCUACGAUUAUUCCCAUGAUGCCGAAGCUGCUCACAUGGCCGCCACUGCAAUCCUCAACCUGUCCACACGCUGCUGGGAGAGACCAGAGAACCUCAGCAUCAGACACCAAGAUAAGAGUAUGGAAAUUGAGGUGGAUGAGAAUGGCACCUUGGACUUAAGCAUGAAGAAGCCCAUAAAGAGAGAAACGGGCAUGUCUUGUGCCAGCCCUGAAGUGCGUUCCCCUGAUCUGUCUUCAUCAUCUUCAUCAUCAUCUUUUCACCAUGGCAACAGCAGCAUCUCACCCCACUCUUUACACACCCACAAACAAGAAGAGUGGGAGGGGCCUCUGGACUACACCAAACCCAAUCGACAGAGAGAAGAGGAGCUAGAAGAGAUGGACCACAGCACUCAGUCAUUUGCUUCUUCUGACCCUGAGGAUUGCGACAUGAUGCAGGACAGCCUUGAGGACAGGAAGUACCCCGGAGAGGUCACAACCCCCAGCUUUAAGGUCAGGUUCCAGCCCAAGGACAACAAGAAAGAGGUCCUGCUGUGUCCCACUCCAGGCUGUGACGGCAGCGGACACAUCACCGGAAACUAUGCAUCGCAUCGCAGCCUGUCUGGGUGUCCUCUCGCUGAUAAGAGUCUUCGGUCCCUCAUGGCAGCACACUCAGCUGAACUUAAAUGUCCAACUCCAGGAUGUGAUGGUUCAGGCCAUAUCACUGGUAACUACGCAUCUCACAGAAGUUUGUCUGGGUGUCCACGGGCCAAGAAAGGUGGAAUAAAAACAACUCCCAUCAAGGACGACAAGGAGGACUCCGAGCUCUUAAAAUGCCCAGUGCCAGGUUGUGACAGCCUAGGUCACAUCAGUGGGAAGUAUGCCACUCACCGCAGUGCGUAUGGAUGCCCGUUGGCGGCCAGGCGACAGAAGGAGGGUUUGCUGAACGGGUCUCCAUUCUCAUGGAAGGCCUUUAAGACAGAAGGCCCAACCUGUCCCACACCAGGAUGUGACGGAUCAGGACACGCCAACGGCAGCUUCCUCACACACCGCAGUCUCUCAGGCUGCCCCAGAGCCUCCCUCAACAAGAAGAAAGCCAAGUUCCCCGGAGAAGAGUAUCUCAGCACUAAGUUCAGAGCCAGUGAUGUGUUAGACAAUGACGAAGACAUCAAGCAACUAAAUAAAGAAAUCAGCGAGCUCAAUGAAUCCAACAAUGAGAUGGAGGCAGAUAUGGUCAACCUUCAAACACAGAUUACAUCCAUGGAAAAGAACCUGAAAAACAUCGAGCAAGAGAAUAAGGUGAUUGAAGAACAGAAUGAGGCAUUGUUUAUGGAGCUGUCUGGACUCAGUCAAGCUCUUAUACGGAGUUUGGCCAACAUCCGUCUGCCUCACAUGCAGGAGCCAAUCACAGAGCAGAAUUUUGAGAGCUACGUGAGCACCCUGACCGACAUGUACACCAAUAAGGACUGCUACCAAAACCCAGAGAACAAGGCCCUUCUGGAGACCAUCAACAAGGCAGUGAAAGGCAUUAAGGUCUGACUAAGCCAAAAGACGAGGAUGAGAAGCAGAAGCGUGGAAUAGAAAUAGAAACGUGGAGCCAUUGAGAAGAGCAUACAAAUGACACACAAAAAGGGCAUUCAGGUUUUUUUGAACAACAAUCCUAAACCUUCAUCCCAGGGAGCAUUCUGUGAGUUCAAAAAGAGGUAUAUAAUAUAUAAUACUGUGAGGACCAAAAUCCACAAAAGCUGCUGGAUUGGAAGGCGAAGAUGGAACCAAAUCCUUUAUUUACGGAGGAAAGGAGACACACAAACAUAGUUUUCUUUACAGUUUAAGUUGUUUUACAUUCAAACAGUGGGAAGUUUUGGAAGAAGAGGAAUCUGGGAAUAGAACAUCCAGAAGAUGUGCAGCCCUGGCUUUAGGCGAAAGAGAGUCUUUUACUCAUUUGUGAGGACGCUGCUCCUCUGAAAACAACAAAAGUGACGCUCUAAAUACAAGUGAUCCCUACGUGAGCCCCAGCAGAACAGACAUAUGUAGUGUUUGCUCCUCUUUCCUUCUUUUCCAGAAGAAAACCGAAGCGUUUUUGGGUCGUGGUGAAAUG
This is a messenger RNA of Carassius carassius (crucian carp), 4235 nucleotides long. It is a transcript of the gene myt1b, whose product is annotated as myelin transcription factor 1b. The coding region runs from base 110 to 3676 and encodes 1188 amino acids. NCBI's taxonomy places the organism in Eukaryota, Metazoa, Chordata, Actinopteri, Cypriniformes, Cyprinidae. The record is from RefSeq and is a predicted model, not a curated record. The transcript has 23 exons. Gene Ontology annotation, molecular function: DNA-binding transcription factor activity, RNA polymerase II-specific; RNA polymerase II cis-regulatory region sequence-specific DNA binding; zinc ion binding. Gene Ontology annotation, biological process: regulation of transcription by RNA polymerase II. Gene Ontology annotation, cellular component: nucleus.